AUGUUUGCCCGGAAUUUUGUUCAAUCUUUGUCUAGAACAGUGCCUUACACCAGAGGAUUAGCUCAGACUGUAAGUUGUAACACUUAUUAUUUAGAAUUAUAUUUUUAACUUUAAAGUUAUUUUUUGACGUCAAAAAUACAUAAUAGAAAGUUGAUUGUGCUUUUAGGCUAAUGGAGUGCCAGAGCUGGCCGAAAAGCUGAAGUGCACUUUGAUUCCAGGCGAUGGCGUGGGUCCUGAACUUGUCUAUGCAGUUCAAGAUGUGAUCAAGAACACUGGAAUUCCAUUAGAAUUUGAUGAAGUCUUUCUGAGUGAAGUUCAUUACACUCGUUCUUCGUCUAUCGACGAUGUGAUCAAGUCUAUCUCGUUGAACAAUCACGUCGCAUUGAAAGGAGUAAUUCAAGAAAGUGUCCGCAAUGAUUAUGAUGAACAUGGAGGUAUCAACACUCAAUUGAGACGUCGAUUGGAUUUGUUUGCCAACGUUGUGCAUAUCAAGGUAUGUUUGAUGUAUUCCAGAGAUGGAAACAUUAUUUUUUACUUAUUUAGUUAUGUUUUUAGAGUUUGGAAGGAAUCAAGACCAGACACGAGAAGAACUUGGACUUUGUUAUUGUCAGAGAACAAACUGAAGGAGAAUACUCGAGUUUGGAGCACGAAAGUGUUCCUGGAGUUAUUGAAUGUUUGAAGAUUAUGACCCGGGCCAAGUGCGAGAGAAUUGCCAAGUUUGCCUUUGAUUAUGCGACAAAGAACAACAGAAAGAAGGUAACCGCUGUCCACAAGGCCAAUAUCAUGAAGCUGGGAGAUGGUUUGUUCUUGAACGUUUGCAAAGAUGUAAGUUUUUGAAGUGCAGCAUUGUUUUUAAGGACUAGAUGUGUAAAAAGGGUUGUUUUAAGAAUUUUGCUGUUUAUUUUAGUGUUAUGUUGUUAAAACAUAUUUUUUUUUUUCAUUAAAUUAGGUAAUAAAAAAUCUAAAUAUAAUAUUUCAGAUGUCAAAGUUAUACCCAAAGAUUGAGUUUGAGAACAUGAUUAUUGACAACUGCUGCAUGCAACUUGUCGCUAAGCCAGAACAAUUUGAUGUAAUGGUUAUGCCCAACGUAAGUAUUACCUUACUAUACUUAAUGUUUUGGAAGGUUUACACAAUUAGUGGUUAUGCUUUUAGUUGUACGGUAACAUCAUUGACAACCUGGCUGCUGGAUUAGUUGGAGGUGCUGGUGUUGUACCUGGUCAAUCGAUUGGAUCCGAUUAUGUUAUCUUUGAGCCUGGAUCGCGUCACUCUUUCAAGGGAGCUUCUGGACGGUAAGUCAAUAUUUGUUGUGUUUUUUGUAAUUUAGGUAUUACAUGGAGUUGGUUAAAGAGUAAAAUGUGUUUAAGAAGUCUUAAAAAUUUUUUCUACUUAAAAAUCUAAAUUUUUCAAUGUCUGUUACCUAAAAUAAUGUUUUUAGUCAAAUCGCUAACCCCACAGCCAUGAUCUUGUGCUGCGCCAACUUACUGAGACAUUUACAUUUGGACGAGUAUGGUAGAGCAUUGACACUGGCCGUAGAGAAGACUAUCAGAGACGCCAAAGUGAAAACGAGGGAUCUGGGAGGCUACGCGACUACUAAAGACUUCACCUAUGCCGUUAUUGAUAACUUCAAGUUGUAA
Bursaphelenchus okinawaensis is the source of this 1634-nucleotide messenger RNA. Lineage: Eukaryota; Metazoa; Nematoda; Chromadorea; Rhabditida; Aphelenchoididae. The record is from the annotation of a GenBank genome assembly.